GAGGGCGGUGGCGGCGUCAUGCUGCGAGUGGCGGCGGCGGAGCGCAACAAGGACCCGAUCCUGGCGGUGCUGCGGCAUUACGCGGCGCCCGGCGCCGUGCGGGUGCUGGAGGUGGCCGCCGGCUCGGGCUUGCACGCCGCGCACUGCGCCCGCGCCCUGCCUCACGCCCUCUGGCAGCCCUCCGAUGUGGACCCGCAGGCCCUGCAGAGCAUCGCUGCCUACAGAGAAGCCAUGCAGGUGCACAACAUGAUGCCACCCAUCUACCUGGAUGCCUCGCAGAGCUGGGAGACAUGGGGUGGCACCCAGCCUGGCACGCUGGACCUCGUCAUCAACAUCAACAUGAUGCACGUCUCAGAGCUGCGGUGCACGGAGGGCCUGUUCAAGGGAGCGGGAGUGUUGCUGAAGCAUGGAGGUGUGCUGUUCACCUAUGGGCCAUAUGCCAUUGGUGGGCAAAUCAGCCCUCAGAGCAACGUGGACUUUGAUUGCAGUCUGAGGCAGAGGAAUCCGGCCUGGGGCCUUCGGGACACAGAUGUGUUGCAGCAGCUGGCUGAAGCCAAUGGGAUGUGUCUGGAGAGGAUGGUGGACAUGCCUGCGAACAACAAGUGUCUUAUUUUCCGCAAGAUGUAACCUGCCGUCCCUCUGCCUUCUGCUUCUCUGUGACUGUAGCAUCUCAUGGUCUCUGAGUGGGAGCUUUCGUAUCUCUGGGCCACCCUCCCAGCAAGGCUGUUCCUGCAUCCCCAUCUUUGAUGCUUUCUUGAUGGUUCAAACCACCCACACCCCAUUCUUCUGGUGCCAGGCUGAGGCUUUACUGGCAGCCAGGAGCUGGACAGUAGCAGCAAAGGGACAGUGCCACAGUCACCCUGGCACCAGGCUGGACCUGGCUGGUAUUCUCAGGGUCCAUCUUCUGUUCCUCCCUGCAGAGUGGCGGAGACCAGCUCUGGCAGGGGUUAAGGGUUCAGCCAAACAGCUUGCAGACAAGAUGGGGCUUCUCUCAGGGGCCUUAGGUGUGUAUGGGGCUGAUGGAGGGCUGGUGGACUUGAGGUCCCCUCUCUGUCCCUGUCUCAGAGUGUUCCCUCCUGCGAACCAUGGUCCCGGGGUGGGGGAGUUGGAGGGAGAGAUGAAGAGAAGGGGAAUAGGACUCCUCCUGCCCUAUCUUUCCUGGAGAAACAGGUUUGUUCACUCUAGCCUUUGCCAUUCCCUGCUUCCAUCUCCAGCUACAGAUUUGCUUUUGCAUCCCCUUUGCAAGGAAAGUGUGCCCUUUUAUGGGCCACAAAAGCCACCACUGCUGCCAUGGAGGCCUCUUAACAUGGGCAGCUGAGCCUAGGGAACAGCGCACAGUCUGGUGCUAGGGCAACCUUUGUUUUGGUGCCUCAGUUUCCCUCUCUAUGCAAAAGAGAGAAGCCACAUGUAUCUGGGAAAGCACUUUACCAGAGGCGUAGGGAAUUUCAUCCUGUUUCUAACACUGUGGAAGUUUGCCAGACUCUGGCUUGAGGUCUAGCUGCAGACCAGUUUCUCCAGGCCUGGCUGCUGCAAAUUGCCCCCUUCCACCUGGAGCCAAUUACUAGAAGGGCACUUUCCUCCAUCUCCCAUUUUGCCAGCACUGAAGCUUCGGGGGCUCUUGAGCACUCUUGUCCUAAGUCCUCACACCCAGUGCAUUACGUCUCGUGUGGUGUUACAACAUUGAAGGGAAGUGGAAAGCUUGCUCCGGGAGAGCCUAGGUUAUAUUAUACUGGGCUUGGAGGCUUUGGUGCUGUGAGAAGGUUGGGAGGGCUGGAAGACCUCCCACCCUUCUACAACCUAACCCAGUCUUUUAUUGAUAGUGUCUGGGCUGGAAGGGUACACAGAGGGGGCACACAGACAGAUAAAUUACAAGGAAGAUAAGGCUGGACCAGAGCUCAGUACAGGAGGGGGAAUUACAAAAUGAUAAUAAUUACUAAAUAAAAACACUGGUCUGUGGGA
Messenger RNA from Rhea pennata, 1959 nucleotides. RefSeq names its product methyltransferase like 26 (gene METTL26). NCBI's taxonomy places the organism in Eukaryota, Metazoa, Chordata, Aves, Rheiformes, Rheidae. Bases 19 to 627 code for a protein of 202 amino acids. The transcript has 6 exons. The record is from RefSeq and is a predicted model, not a curated record.